This is a messenger RNA of Liolophura sinensis, 1101 nucleotides long. RefSeq names its product low-density lipoprotein receptor-related protein 2-like. NCBI's taxonomy places the organism in Eukaryota, Metazoa, Mollusca, Polyplacophora, Chitonida, Chitonidae. The transcript has 6 exons. Bases 1 to 1101 code for a protein of 366 amino acids. The record is from RefSeq and is a predicted model, not a curated record. Gene Ontology annotation, molecular function: protein binding.
AUGUUCUUGUCAUCUUUUUUAGAAUGUGCUGGUUAUGGCGUCGGCCAUUCCGCCUGUCCGUCGGUUCACCUUUGCACCGCACCUUGCGGCUUUCUGGCCUCAGCAAACUACCCAGCCAACUAUCCCAAUCAGCAUACCUGUCGCUGGCAUAUAAAACUCUCCCCCGGGAAAUACGUAGCUUUACAGAUCCUGCACUUUGACAUCCUGAACAAACAUGGGGACUGUUCCAGCGAUUACUUGGAAAUAGAGGACGUGGAUGUGUCCGGGAGAAUGUCUUCUCUGGGGCGGUUUUGCACGGACGCAAGGGUUCCCGAAGGCGUCUUCUACUCAAGCAAGAACGAGAUGUACCUGACGUUUGUUAGCGACAAGUCCAUCGCGGCCUCGGGGUUCCUGGUUUCCUACACCGAAUACCUCUAUAAUGUUUCCGCUGAUAUUUACAGUAAAUGGAAACAGGAUAGUUUGAAUGACAAAAGACGCGAGGGUCAUCAUGAAUGGUCGGACGGAUCCCAAUUGACCUUCACUGAUUGGUAUGUGUCUGAGGAAAGAACGAAGGCGUCACAGCCGAAUGGUGGAGAGCAGGAGGAUUGCGGAGUCAUCAUUCUAGGUAAUAUACAGUCCACGGCAUACUGGCAUGACAUCGCCUGUGCCAACGAUGACGUCUCUCAGUUCAUUUGUGAAAAACCAAUAACAGACAGGGUCGUAGAUGGAGUGGAUGUGUGUUUAGCCCCAGAAUACACGUGGAGUAACGUCUCUGUGUGUCUGUCAGGGCAAUACCGUUGUCAGAACGGAGAGUGCAUCUCGGCCCUGUUUCAGUGUGACAAAAUGCCGGAUUGCUCUGAUGGCUCAGAUGAACUAAAGUGUGGAACUGAAUGCGGCCCCCUAAGCUUCACUUGCGACAAUGGCGAUUGUAUCUCAAUAUCAUUCUACUGUGACUUCAAAGCGGAUUGUGCAGACAGAUCGGACGAGGCUACCUGUGCCAGGCGACGCUGUGAUCCAGACGAAUUCCGGUGUGACAAUGGCCAGUGCGUUCCCGGCGACCAGGUCUGUGAUAUCCAGACAAAUUGCCAGGACGGCUCCGAUGAAAGAGACUGUAGUACGUAA